AUGUAUGUACUACCUGUCAGCAUAACCUUUGUCUCUGUGGCGACUAUCACAGUGGCUCUACGGCUCUUUACACGCAUUCGCUUGGUGUGCGCGCCCUGGUGGGAUGAUUGGUUUCUGGUGCUUGCCCUGCUACAAAGUACUGACGUUAGACAGAAAAUGCCAACGGCCUGGGGAAGCCGAAAGAGUCUCUUACCUUGGCUCAAUAUCGAUUUCACCUCAAGACACUAUCAGAUAAUAUUGAAGAUACUGCUGGGAUUGGUCGCUCUCACCGGAAUGUACAUGGUGCUUGGCACGCUGUUCGUCUGCGUUCCGAUCCAUACGUUUUGGGAUCGACAAAAUGUGGAUGAGAAUUGUGUCUCGCGAGCGGUGGUGUGGUAUCUCACUGCUGCCCUCCAGAUCGCUGGAGACUUGACUCUUGUGAUUUUGCCUAUGCCCAAAUUGGUCAUGCUGCGCGUCCCUUUGAGGCAGAAGGUUUGCCUGAUAGUGGUAUUUGCUCUUGGGUUGUUUAUUGUCGCAACAAGUGCAGCCCGGAUCGACUCCCUGAUCACGCUCGUAAAUUCAAAAGACCUCACCAAAGCUAACGGCCUAAUCGCAACCUGGUCCUUGGUGGAAAUUAAUGUUGCGAUCAUCUGCGCAAGUCUGACAACAUUCAGACAGCUCAUUAUACAGAUAUUUCCAAUGCUCAUACCGUCUAGCAGCCUUAAAACGGGCAACCGCAGUGACAAGCAGCUGCAUGACCCGGGACUACGUUGGGCACCGUACAUGGGUCCAGCUAGCUACUGUGCUGAUAUUUCUGGAAAUGCGAGUGCGGAUCGGGACUCGGAUUCACAUACUGGCGAUGGCAUUCAGGUGAUGAGGGAGUUGAGAUGGGAGCUGGGAAUGACUGAUGCAGCCACUGAAACUGAGAGUGAGAAACGGAAUAAGGACCAGGAAUUGGCACUGGGACCGGACCUGGGGGGUCAGGCUGGAAAUGCACAACCAGAAAGACAGUCUGCGUGUACGCAUGAGUCUGCCGCCUAG
This is a messenger RNA of Aspergillus nidulans FGSC A4, 1020 nucleotides long. RefSeq lists its product as uncharacterized. Gene Ontology annotation, cellular component: membrane. The transcript has 5 exons. The record is from RefSeq and is a predicted model, not a curated record. Lineage: Eukaryota; Fungi; Ascomycota; Eurotiomycetes; Eurotiales; Aspergillaceae. Bases 1 to 1020 code for a protein of 339 amino acids.